CCCACCCCACCCCACCCCUCUGCCCCUCCCCACCUAGAUUCAUCCCACCCUGUCCUACUGGCCCAUGUGCGCCCAGCCUUGAUCCCUGUGCUCGUUUACAUACGAACCUCGAGGCCGCGGUCAGUUCCGCGGGCCCACCCCGGUCGUCAUCCCGGAUUUCUCAUCACUCUCACUCUCGACUUCUCAACUCACUCACUCAUCAGGGUCCUUCUUGGUGCGCCGCCCUCGCACAAGGCCGCAGCCGCAGCAGCUCCCGUCACCCGUCACCCGUCCACCAGACCAGUCUCCCUCCCGUUGGGCACUGCCUAGCCCUGCCCCUGCCCUGCCCUGCCCUGCCCUGCCCUGCCCUGCCAAACCUUCCCUCGGCUUUCCCUUGUUCUCCAUUGACCCGACAGUCGGUUUGUUGCAGACCUGCCUGCAAGUUGUGCCCGCCUGCGAGGACGGUCUGCACUCCCAGUACUACUACUUGGUGUAGAGAGGGAGUGUGUGAGUGUGGGCUUGCUGUUUUGUGCGUGUGCGACCACUGACCCGACCUGUCCUGGUUCGGCAUCGGUACCCAGAUCCUUACAUCUUACCUAUCCCACCUAUUCCACCCACUCACAUUCUUCAUCACUGCUCUGGCUCUACCUCGCUCGCCCUCUCAGCCGCGAAACCUGACAAGCUCCAGGGACACACACACACACCCACUCUCGCCUCACUCUUGUCUCUUUUCUGCCUGCUCUUGGCCCGUUUCUUGUGCCUUUGCUCCUUGGGUUGGAGAUGCGCAGCCACUGACCGAGCAGACCCGCAACCUCGCAUCUCGAAACUCGACUCGGCCUCACUUUUGGCUUUCACACAAUCAGCAGCAGCAGCAUUCGCCCUGAGACCUCGACACACGCAUACACCCACGCAUACACACUCUCACACAUCCUCACUCACCGCCACCGCUUCACCUCACCAGCGACAUCGCCGGCUUGAGCACAUGGCCCUCGCCUGAGCAUCUCCCCCGCCCUGCCCUCUCGGCGUGCAGGUCAAGAUGGCGUCUGUCAUGGCUGGCAGCAAGCGCAGCUUCGCCACCAUGGCCGCCGCCGCCGAUUGGGACGACGCCAACCGACAGCCCCUCUCGAGAAAGCUUAGUCCUUUCCUGAGUCACAUCGUCAACCCCUAUGAGCCGUCUCCUCCAACUCCCGGCGGCUCGCCGUCUAGAGCUUCACGCUCUGCCCCGAGCUCCCCCCCGCACACUCCGGACUUCUCUACUGCUAGGCUUUUCGACUCCGAUGUCUCCCUGGUCCUCACCGGCCUGCGGGGUGCCGGCAAGUCUACCUUGGCCGUCAUUGCCUCCGGCGCCAUGAAACGCAAGGUCGUGGACACCGAGAGGGCCUUCCAGGACAUGACUGGCCUCCCUUCCCCGGUCUUCAAGAAGAAACACGGCCUGACCAGCUACCACAGCCGCCAGGCUGAUGUCCUCGAAGAUCUUUUCCACCGCUGUUCCAAGAAUACCAUCAUCGUGUGCUCGUGGAUGGAGCGCAAUGUCCAAUACCUGCUGCGGGAGUACAGCCACAUACACCCCAUCAUAUACAUUGUCCGAGAUACCCCGGCCAUCAAGCACCACCUCAAGAUACCUGAUGAUGCGAGGCUCAAGACCCUGCUCGACGCCGGUGGCCUCUUCUUCCGGAGGUGCAGCCACUUUGAGUUCUUCAACGUCUCCGAGGACAUGACCAAAAAGAACAAGACCGAUUCGCUCGAUGGCCUGGCAACGGCCCUCGACAAGAGGUCCCCUGCUCCCUACCUCACCCUCAAGAGGGCCGAGAGGCACUUUUUGAAGUUCCUGUCGCUCAUCCUGCCCAAGGGCGCCAUCCCUUUCAUAGAGUCCGCCUUUCCCCUGGCCUCCAUCCCCACCGAGGACAGACAGUUCACCUACGCCGUCUCGGUCCCCCUGUCCUCCCUUUUGGCCAACAAGCUAGACAUCGAAGACAUCGAAACCGGCGCAGACGCUAUCGAGAUUGUGGUCGACGACCUUGUCCUGUCGUCCGCGCCCGGUAUGCUCAAAGAUGGCCUCAGUCCUGAACACGCCAGUGACAUCAGCCGCGCUUUGGCCGAUGUGCGGAGGAAUAUCGUCAUUCCCAUACUCUACCACGUGGUGUUCCCCGAGCAAGCACUCCACGAUCCCGCGUGGAAGUCGCUGUACUUUGCCUACCUACAGCAUGGUUUGCGAUUGGCCGUUGAGUACAUGACGGUCGACUUGCGACUCGAGGAGGAAUUCAUUGCGCAAAUUCACACCUCAAAGGGCCGAUCAAAACUUAUCGGCAAUUUACAAUUAACAGGGGAACCAGCGCCGUCUUGGACGGACCCUUCUUGGCUUCGAGCAUAUCAAAAAGCGCGAGAUCUUGGCUGCGACCUGACUCGACUUUCACGCGUUGCUAGCCACCACCUCGAGAACUUCGAUAUCGGCACCUUGCGCACGAGAAUCGAUGAUCUGGGCGAGCCGAAACUACCCGUUAUUGCGUAUAACACUGGGAGAAAGGGAAAGACGUCCUCUUGUUUCAAUCAAGUGCUUAGCUCGGUUCUCCCCGUCGGAUCAGCUACGAGCGCAGACCGCGACGAUGAGCUGGCCUACCCCUCUCCCUCCAUAACCGCCCUUCAAGCAACGCGAAGCCUCUACUCGUCAUUUGUAUUCGACCCGAUGAAUUUGUACGUGAUCGGCGGCUAUGUGUCCUUCAGUCUGUCCCCAGGGAUGCACAACGCAGCGCUGAAGGCCCUUGGCAUACCCCACCAUUACCGGCCGCACAGCACCUCGUCCAUCCGGAGCCUGCAGGAGGUUGUGAUGGACCCAUACUUCGCUGGCGCCUCAAUCAGCCUCCCUUUCAAAGUUGAGAUCAUCAGCAUCACGCACUCCUUGAGCAAGCAUGCAAAGGCAAUUGGGGCGGUUAACACCCUGAUACCGAUCCGAGCGCUGAACGAAGACGGAACUGUCCCGGAGGACGCCCGUCUCUUCCAGUGCCGCAACCGGGCGGGUCCAAUCAAGGCAUUGUACGGGGAGAACACAGAUUGGAUUGGCAUUAGGGCGUGUAUACGCCGCGGCCUCUCGCCCGCCAAUGCCGUAAGGUCCACCAGCUGUGGUCUUGUCGUGGGGGCGGGCGGUAUGGCAAGAGCCGCUACGUACGCGAUGCUCCAGAUGGGGGUGAAGAAUAUCUGUGUACUAAACCGCACUUACUCGAACGCGGAAAAGCUUGUCGAACAUUUCACAAAACUACUAGCGAGGGACGACCUACCGCUAUUUAGCCCUGACACUGAAGUCGAGACCCGCUUCCAUAUUCUCAAAUCAAGGGACGACGUGUGGCCCGAAGGGUGGCGGCAGCCCACCAUAAUCGUCUCCGCCAUACCUGGCCACGGCGUCGGCGACCAGCCGGCCCCAGACUUCACUCUACCACCACAGUGGCUCGACAGUCCGACCGGAGGCGUGGUGGUCGAAUUUGCCUACAAGACAUUACACACACCAUUGCUAGACCAGAGCCACCGAGAAGCCCACCGGGGCUGGGUGACGAUGGACGGCCUCGAUAUCCUGCCAGAGCAGGGGUUCGCCCAAUUCGAGCUCUUCACAGGCCGCCGAGCACCGAGGCGCUUCAUGAGGCGAGAAGUUUUCAGGGCUUACACUGAUGAGCAAGGCCGGCACCCUGCUCACCUCAGGCCUCGAAUAGAAAAUAUCGUAGAGCAGGAGCCAUGAGAUGGUCCGAAUUAUAUCCUGGUCCGCAGGCGGUCGUUGGGCAAACCCUGCCCACAACUACGAGGUCACAGGGACCUCUCUUUUACAGGAAUUUGGCUUUUCGCGAAACCCUUUCAGGGGUCGUCGACCAAGAAGAAGCUGUCUGGCAUGACAGCAUAAAGACACGGUUAAAUAUACCCGGGACAGGCACGUCAAUUGUACAUAUUGCGAGACGUGUAGGUAGGAAUCGGGCUACAAUCAAAUCAUCUAUAAUUAUUUACGCGAACACACAUUUGCACCCGAAGCGUUUGUACCGUUCCAUGGAAA
This is a messenger RNA of Diaporthe batatas, 4009 nucleotides long. RefSeq lists its product as uncharacterized. Gene Ontology annotation, molecular function: shikimate 3-dehydrogenase (NADP+) activity; 3-phosphoshikimate 1-carboxyvinyltransferase activity; 3-dehydroquinate dehydratase activity. The record is from RefSeq and is a predicted model, not a curated record. Gene Ontology annotation, biological process: chorismate biosynthetic process. The coding region runs from base 1016 to 3703 and encodes 895 amino acids. The transcript is spliced from 3 exons. Lineage: Eukaryota; Fungi; Ascomycota; Sordariomycetes; Diaporthales; Diaporthaceae.